This is a messenger RNA of Pisolithus orientalis, 477 nucleotides long. RefSeq lists its product as uncharacterized. NCBI's taxonomy places the organism in Eukaryota, Fungi, Basidiomycota, Agaricomycetes, Boletales, Pisolithaceae. The record is from RefSeq and is a predicted model, not a curated record. The transcript has a single exon. Bases 85 to 339 code for a protein of 84 amino acids.
GGGGGAGAGCACAUUAGCAACGGAGACCGUUUCAAUCUAUCACAUUCGUCAAGAAAGGCCUAGGCUUGCGCCGGUACACCUUGUAUGUAUAGUAGACUUUCGUGUCUACUGACCCAGGCUCCCUUUGCUUUGUCCCUGGAACUCAUCAAAAUCCACAACCACUGCUGUGUCGGAGUCUGCAUUAGGACGCUACAUGUAAAAACAUGUAAAAUAUUUAAUGGCAUGUACAGCUUCUCAUUGUUUGAGUCACGUACCUACGUGUCGCCAUUUAAGUAUGAGACAGAGCUGUCUAGAACUGUAUUUGGCAUGAUGAAGGGAUUCGGUUCCCGCGAUCGUUGAUACUCACUAUGGCUUCAUAGAAACAAUGGAAGCGCUCGGGGUUCGUAGCUAGGAUUGUCCACUAAUAAAGAACAUUACAAACACGACAGUCCGGUACGGAAAGGGUCUUCCAAAUCAUGACUUCUUUGAUGCGCCUUG